Messenger RNA from Papaver somniferum (opium poppy), 1251 nucleotides. RefSeq names its product F-box protein CPR1-like. Gene Ontology annotation, molecular function: protein binding. Bases 1 to 1251 code for a protein of 416 amino acids. NCBI's taxonomy places the organism in Eukaryota, Viridiplantae, Streptophyta, Magnoliopsida, Ranunculales, Papaveraceae. The transcript has a single exon. The record is from RefSeq and is a predicted model, not a curated record.
AUGUCCAGCAUUCCAGAAGAUCUGUUCCUUCAAAUCCUUAAAAGGGUACCCGUGAAAACCACACUUGUAUGCAAAUGUGUGUGCAAGAAAUGGUUAGAUCUAAUUUCUACUUCUGAGUUUAUUAAAAUGCAUCUUGAUUUUAAUAUCCAAAAGAAGAACUAUAAUCUCAUGCUUAAGAAUACUGUUAACGAGUUUAGCAAGUCUUGGCUAUUGCAAUCCAUAAGUUAUGAUUCGCUAUCAGCAACAGGUAGAAAUGCAUGUCAAGAUGGUGUUGUUCAAAUGGAUUGCCCAUUCAAAUCUGAAGAUUAUUGUGUUACAUUGAGAUGUUCGUAUCAUGGUUUGGUUUUCCUAUGUUUUUCUGAUUUUCGUACCAAAACAAUCUUGUGUCUUUGGAACCCAGCAACCACUGAAUUCAAGAUAAUUCCCGAACCACCGCGUGUAGAUUUCAAGGACAUAGAAAGGUUAGAUUACUCUGACAUCCAUACUUUAGGUUAUCAAUUCCCUGACAUCUAUAGUAUAGGUUAUGAUCAGAAGAUGGAUGAUUACAAGUUGGUCAAACUCUUAAUUGGAGGAAAGAAUACUGUAGUCCAUAUUUAUACGUUGGGAUCGAAUUCUUGGAAAUGCAUCGGAACCAUUCCCUAUAAGUUUCCUUAUCAUAGCGGCCGGUCUGGGGAGAUCGUUAGUGGAGCUCUUCAUUGGUUAAUCAAAACAGCUACCAACUUCAAGGCUAUAGUCUCAUUUGACGUAGCCGAAGAGAGAUUUCAAGAAUUUCAACUACCAGAAAAUUUUCUGGAAAAGAAGGAAUCGCUCAAUUGUAACACUUGUUUGGCAGACUGUGAAGGUUAUCUCUGUUUACUUGUAAAUUCUGAUAACUAUCAAUUUGAUGUAUGGGUUAUGCAGGAGUAUGGAGUUCACAAAUCAUGGGCUAAGCUUUCUUCCAUUACCCUAACAUUUGUUGCGGGAGAAUCCUUUUACUCGAGGAAUCAUGUAUGGAGUUCAGAUAACAGUUCACGUACGCUUAGGCUUAUGUGUUAUUUCAAGAACGGUAAAAUUUUGUUUGGGUUUUGCGGUGAUCUGAUUCUGUAUGACCUGGAGAGAGAAACAUAUGAACGUAUUCGAACGCUGGUAGGUAAUGUGGAAAAAUAUGUUGAAAGCCUUGUCUCACUUAAUUCUAGUACUUACAUGAGCAAAUUGAAAACUCGAGGCGUUAACUUGAAACUUAAAGGAAAGGAUAUUGUAAGUGGUUGGUAG